AUGGCGAAGAGGAGUAAACAAGAGGAGGCAGCAUUGGAGGAGCUCGAGAGGACGGUCUUCCAAAACUUCACAGCCGCGGCCAACUCCAUCUCCCAGCUGUAUGCCUCCGUCGAAGCUCACCAGAAGAUGACCUUCCGCGCCGGAGAACAACACAGCAUGGUGAGAAUCCUUCAGCCGGAGCAGAGAUGGAUCGGCGGAUUUUAUUUAUUUAUUUAUUUUUCUCUCAUUUCUGCUGAGAUUCAUCGAUUGCUCGGGGUUUCUAGAGACGAAAACUUAUCGAUGGCGGCCUGCAGAUCUGACAACGAGGAUGAAAACCUCAGUGCUUCCAUCUUCUUCGUGGUUGAUGUGCUUGCUUCAAUCAUCCUCGAUAUCCUCACUGUUUCUUGCUUCUCACCUCCAAGAAAUCUAUCGGGUGAUCUUCGCUGAUCUUGAAGAGAUUAUUUCUUCGACUUUUCUGCCUUCUUCACUCGUCUGAUGAUCUUUUUUCGCCUCCCGUCCUCCCAUAUCUGGCUUAACCUGCGGCCGAGUUGCACGAUUUCCUUCCUGUUCUUUCUCCAUUAUGGUAAUGAAAUGAAUCAAAAUCAAGCACAUUGCGAGACUAUUCUCAAAUUCGGACUGGGAUCGAAACAUUUGGGGAUGAAAAAAGUGCCCUAUUCAAAAUAGGAAGAAUAUAUUACAGGUCCCUGCUGGAGCAAAGAUUUAUUGAUUUCGCAUUUAUCUUCUAAUGAAGAUUUGCUGUCCUGCGAACCGAUGAAGAUCAACUUCUUAUGACUGUGAUCGACUGACAAUAAUUCUCAGAGCCUCUCUUCUUUUCUAGUAAUGAAAAUUUCAAAUUGAUACAAAAUAAAAUUAACCUUCUAUUACUUUAAAGAAAAUAAAAUUAAAUAUUUCGGAAUGGCAUUUCUUUUAUUGUUAAUUCGAUCUCGCCAUGUUUUUAUGAGAACUGGAUGAGCAAUCCGAUUCACAUCUGAUUCUUCGUUUUCGCUUCAUUUUGUAUACCGCUCUGGUUUUAAUAUUCAUAUUUUUGAAAAUAUCUGCCACCUGAAAAGAGAAGAGCUUAUGGUUUUUAUUUUUUUCUUGGGAUUGUUUUCUAUCAGUUCUUGCGCAAAACCUUGAAUGAUCGACGAGCCCCUGCAUUUUUCUCCUUCAGCUGUUGUUGCUCCUUUCCACCAGUGAUGAUGUUACCAUUCCUAUUUAUGUAUCUAUAUAUAUGUAUAUUUCUUUUUUUGUCUACCUCUAGAGCAUCUAUUUUGCUAUAUUUGUGCGCUGUCAUUCUUCUGUGUUUGCUUAAUGUAGAUUUUUAAAAAAAAUCCCUAAAAAAUCGUCCAGGAGAAGCUGCAGAGUUGGAUCUUAGCUAUACAAGCUGAAGGUCAAAGGAUAACGCCGGCGGAUAUCCUCAGUUAUCUUCAGGUUUUCAUCCCAUCCCUUCCUCCUUGCAUCUAAUCGCAGUUUUGUGGAAUCAUGUGGGCCUUAAUUAUUUUGAGAAAAUUAAUGAUCAAGGCCAAGCCCUUGAGUCAAGUCAACCCCGGGACAGAAGUUGACACGAAGUCAACGCUAGGAACGGGAAACCCCUACGGGAUUUUUCUUCCGCGGGUUCUAAGAAUAUCCGGUCGUUUUGCGUUGACCUGCCUCUGUUCUGUGACCAGAACGAGCUCGGCCACGCCCCUGGAGGUCCGCAGGCUCCUCAUCCACUGCCGCCGCCGCCCGGAGCGAAGCAGGCCCUGACGCUAGGGUCAAGCCCCGCCGGAGCCGCCGCACAGGCGGCGUCGCAGAGAGGAGCUCGUCCUCCUCCCCGCCGCGGUUCCUCCGCCGGGCUCGAUGAGGAAGAACCCCUUGAUUCUCCCAUGGACAUGCAAGCCGAGACCUUCCUCUAG
Messenger RNA from Spirodela intermedia, 1874 nucleotides. The record is from the annotation of a GenBank genome assembly. Lineage: Eukaryota; Viridiplantae; Streptophyta; Magnoliopsida; Alismatales; Araceae.